UCGGCUAAUUGAGCGUGAUCCCAGUGAAACGGAUUCAAUCGCAGGGUGCGUUGAUAAACGUUGUGAGUGGGGUUCGUCUGGGGAGCAGUGUGUGUGCAUUCUGAUCCUGUAGCUUUGUGGGUGUUGGGGUUCUCAAUCGUAGUGGUAGUUCUUGCGUGGUGCAUUGAUGUGCUUGGGGGUGGGUUACAGAGAUAGAAUGCAAGCAAACGAUGGUUGAUUCGUCGGAGCGGGAAGAAGUUGAAUUGCGUCUUUGUACUGGAGUGCACGUGGGGUGUUGAUGACUAACGUGUUAUGAGAUGGAUGACCUGUUUGUGACUUAUUUUAAUUGAACUUCUGCAAUCUGAGAAUAUUGGUAGGACCUGAGCAUCACAGAAGAUCAGCAAGUGUUGGGAGGAGGCGUAGCAGAGUUUGUGGGAGCUUUUCUUGAGCAAGUGUAACGGGUCAGGAAGGUGCAGCCAGCUAUCUACGAUCGUUUUUCUUACAGUUAGACUGGUAGCAAGUAAAAUUCUUUAGAAGGUAGCGAAGAUGGCGAUGGAUGGAAUUGGUCCGGAUGGUGAUGCGGUGAUAGAGGAUGGGCUGGGGCCUGAUGAUGAGGUGGUUGGAGAUACCUUCUGUUCUACACCGGAGAAGAGUGUACCAGUUGAAAAGACACCUGACAAAGGAGUUGGCAAGGGAGGAGGACUUCCUCUUUCGAGGACUAAGAGUUUGGGACAGCUUUUCGGUUAUAGUCGCAUCACCCCGAUGGUCAAUACGUUGAAAUAUGCUGAUCUUUCAGAAAGGCAAAAACAAGAGAUAAAGUUCCCACCACGGACAUUUGAUUAUCUGCGGGAUGAUAUACGACAGAAUCUUAUUGAUCUCGUCAACUUCAAGAUUUCCAAAGAAAAAGUUGAGGAGAGCAUGCCACUCUCGCCGUUGAAGUCGAAGCCAGAGCAGACCAACAAAGCGGACGAGUUGGUCCAAACGUAUGCAAUACCGCACCACAAACCAUCAAAGUCUGUUCACGAGGCAAAAGCAGUAGAGGGGCGAGAGGUUGAGGAAUCGAAGACGAAGAGUGGAAACUUGCCGCGAAAGGAAGGCAAGCCGUUUGAGAGCUUUUUGUUGGUUCAUAAUGUUGCGAAGAGGCACAAUUUGGGAACCUUGGCACGAAGUGCAACUGCAUUUGGGGUAUCAGAGAUAAUCCUCGUGGGCCGGAAAGACUUCAAUGCAUUUGGUAGCCAUGGUGCUACACUCCACCUACAGUUUCGUCACUUUCAAACUCUUCCAGCAGCUGUCAAGUAUCUAAAGGAUAAGAACGUAUCAAUUUGUGGGGUGGAGAUCACCGAGGGUGCAGCUGGAGUGCAUAAAUAUCCUUUUACUGGCAGCACCGCUUUUGUACUCGGGAACGAGGGAACUGGACUCUCUGACAAAGAAAUGGAAAUCUGUGAUUUUUUUGUUUAUAUCCCUCAAAAUGGGCCUGGCACAGCUUCACUGAACGUGACUGUUGCAGCCUCAAUUGUUCUUCACCAAUUCGCAGUGUGGGCAGAGUUUCCUGAGCGGGAGAGGGACGGCCAGAAGUUCGUUGUGGCAGACAGACCUGUGAGGCGUGGACCUCGUAACAUGUGUCCAGACGAUCCCGCAGAGGUGUCUGAACGAAGAAGGCUGAAGUCGGAGUCUGUAGCUGAAGAUUGGCUGCUUUGCGACACUUUAUACGAUGCUUCUGACGAUGCCACUGAUGAAGCCGGUCUGGGGGGCGAGACGGAAUAGUCCUUUGCAACGCCAAGCUUUUAGGCGUAGGAAUAACGUGUUGCAAGAACGCUUUUUGGAUUCCUCAGAAGUAAUAGGUGCUGUUUAGUUACCUGAUCAUACGUUCCUUAUUAUGUCUUGGGGAAGGCACAGUACAUUCUUGAGGCUUAUUGUCAUAAGGACAAGGUGACAGGCGUAUUUCGCUUGUUGAUGACAUAAGGAUGGCAACCGACAAUCACGAAGGCAUUGUUUCAGAUUUGGUGUAUAUUUUAUGAACAUUUAAGCACUGGCAGGCUACUUGCAUGGACUUCGAAUGUCUCAGGUAGGUAAGUUCAGGAUGAUGAAGAAAACCAAUAGAUGUAGGUUUUAGCAGGGUGUUCAAUCACCUUUCUCCAAUCAAAGCGUGUGGUUCUUUCCCAAUCAAAUUGAAGCUAUUUGGGAGGCCCUGAUUUGUGUUGAUGCCUUUUAAUAUCGUCCUCUGUCAGCGUUGAGUAACUACACUUUUCUGUAGCGAGAUUGUUGGGCAGGUAGGAUGAGGGACCAGCUGCCAUUGAUAUAUCACCUGUUUGUGUGCUCGGCUGAGGAUUGUGAACUGAGUUUUACAAGCCAGAUGCCACCAGCCGUUUCAACCCCUUGAAUGUAGGUUUCAUAAUUGAGAACUGCUUUUGACUCAGAUCACGCAAAUUUAUUUCACUGGGGCA
Molecule: messenger RNA, 2423 nt
Organism: Physcomitrium patens
Lineage: Eukaryota; Viridiplantae; Streptophyta; Bryopsida; Funariales; Funariaceae
Source: RefSeq, a predicted model, not a curated record